Messenger RNA from Gadus macrocephalus (Pacific cod), 12015 nucleotides. RefSeq names its product obscurin like cytoskeletal adaptor 1b (gene obsl1b). The coding region runs from base 479 to 11704 and encodes 3741 amino acids. The record is from RefSeq and is a predicted model, not a curated record. The transcript is spliced from 38 exons. Gene Ontology annotation, molecular function: protein binding. NCBI's taxonomy places the organism in Eukaryota, Metazoa, Chordata, Actinopteri, Gadiformes, Gadidae.
AUCCUUGCUGCUGUCAUCGAGGCGGCCGGUAUUUUUAGGGGACAGCGGCAGCUGCAAAAGCACUUAUCGGUCUUCCACGAACAAUGACACUCAGGGUGUCUAACGGCAGAACGCCACACAGAUUGCGGGGACCGCUCUGAAGUUGUAGCCGUUCGGAACGAAAACAGAAGUUCGGCUCCGAAACACAAAGUUAUUCAAGAUUUAAAGAAACAUGUACUGGCAAAGCACGUGGGACACUUGACCUGGAUUUAUUUCACACCGCAUGCCAGAGCGGGGCGUCGGUAGGCCCGGCCGUUGAAGACAAGCGACGUUGAUUUCUUAGCUUGAAGACAAUUUCUGCGUGUGCGGAAUGUGUGUUGACGUUGUCGUUCCAGGACUCCGACGCGAGAUACUUGUACUGCGCAGUCCGAGACAGUCCCGCCCCAGCAUUGGCAGUGAGCGACUGAGCUGCUGAGUAGAGGCUGGCCCUGCAGCAGACAUGGACGUGUUUGGCGGAGCGCCCCGCUUCCUGGCCUACCCCAGGCCGGUGGUGGUCCAGAGCGGCACUGACGCCGUUCUGAAGUGCCAGAUCGGCGGAGACCCCCGGCCCGCCGUGAUCUGGGAGAGCAACAACAUUAAGAUCGACACACAGGGGCGGUACCGCGUGUUUGAGGACGGCAACGUCUACAACCUCAUCAUCUCCUCUGUGACAUCCGAGGACAGCGGGCAGUACAUCUGCAAGGCCAAGAACAGUAUCGGGGAGACGUAUGCGGCCGCCACGCUCAAGGUGGAGGGCGAGGCCCAGGAGCUGGAGGUCAGGGAGGAGAACAAGCCUCGUUUCCUCAUCAAGCCCCUCUCCACCCGUGUGGGCCGCGGGGACGAUGCUGUCUUCUCCUGCAAGCUGUGGGGGAACCCGAGGCCCGACGUGGUCUGGGAGAAGGACGGACGGAAGCUCCACGAGAUCUUCGAGAGCACGCACUUCAGCGUGGGGUGCCAGGACGGCGGCUGGUUCCAGUUGAAGAUCUUCAAGACGCGUGCCCCCGACGGCGGGGUGUACACGUGCAAGGCCCGGAAUGAGUUUGGCGAGGGGCUGGCGGGUGCAGUGUUGCUGGUGGAUGCCGGCCCGGGGCAGGGGGACGAUGGGAAUCGAAACGGGUACAACAACAGCCACUGGAAGGCCCAACAGGGCAAGCAGAGGAGUGGCAGGCUGAUGUCCAAUAGACUCAGAGACGACGGCAUGACUAAGUCCACCAAAGUAAAGAUGUUUGCGGUGACUGAGGGCAAGCAUGCCAAGUUUCGCUGCUUUGUGACGGGAAAACCCAAACCGGAGAUUAUAUGGAGGAAGGACGGUCGGCUCAUUCUCUCGGGGAGACGCUACUUGUGCUAUGAGGAUAGAGAGGGAUAUUUCACCCUGAAGGUGCUGUACUGUAAGCAGAAGGACAAUGGAGUUUAUGUUUGCGCUGCGUCCAACACUGCGGGACAAACACUCAGCGCUGUACAUUUGACUGUGAAAGAGCCUCCGGUGAGGUUCAAGCAGCCGCUGAUCGACCUGGAGGUGUGGGAGAGGGACCUGGCCGUGCUGGAGUGCGAGGUCCCUGAGGAUUCGGUCCCCAUCACCUGGUACCUGGAAGACCGCCGGCUCCAGCCCGGUGCGAAGUACGGCAUGGAGGAAUGGGGCACCAAGAGGCGGCUCACCAUCCGAGACAUCGGCGUGGACGACGACGGGAUCUACCUCUGUGAGAUGCCCGACGGGGGCCGGAGCAUUGCGGAGGUGGCUGUGAAAGGCACUAUUGUCCGGAAACUGCCGAGGAAGGUGGAUGUCCUGGAGGGAGAAAACGCUGCAUUUUGUGUUGAGGUGGAGGAGGAGGAGAUGGACAUCCACUGGUACAAGGAGGGAGUGGAAUUGCGAGAGACGCACCAGACCAUCCUCAAAUCAUUCGGUCGCACUCAUAUCCUGGUAUUCGUCAACACCAAUCCUCAGGAUUCUGGACUGGUCAUGUUCUUCGUGGGCAGGUCCAAAACUUCGUCUCAGCUCAGAGUGAAAGCUGCCAAACACUCCCCUCCAAGCUGUCCUGUGAGCGUUCAGAUCAACACAGAGCGAGCCAAUGCUGCUCUGCUCUCUUGGGUUCCCGCCCAGGACUCACGAAAGAACCCCCCGUCAGGCUAUGUCCUAGAGCGGCAGGAGGUGGGGACGGGCUCCCAGGAGUGGCUCCAGUGUCUGACCACAGACUCCGCCACCUCCGUAGAGAUCCUAGGGGACAGUGUUCCCUGCGAGGCAGACUACCGCUUCCGAAUCUGCAGCGUCAACAAGUACGGAAAGAGCAACAACGUGGAGUUUCCCCGAGCGGUUCACUUAGUCCCUGUGGCCAGGAUACAGGCUCCUCUGCAGGAUGCCUUGGUGCCAGAGGGGCAGGACGCCUGCUUCACCAUCGAGCUCUCUGCCUCAGUGAUCGGCACGUGGUUCUUGAACGGCACUCAGCUGCAGGACGACGAACGAUACACAACGAGGCGGUCUCGAACGCACCAGUCGCUACGCAUCAGGGGUGUACGAGAAACAGACAACGGGGCUGAAAUCACAUUCAUAGCAUACGGCAUUAGGGAUUCUGCCGCAUUAUACAUUCAAGCUCCUCUGGUGAAGUUCUCCCCACUAUCAGAAAUGGACCGUAAUAAGUUUAUAGAAGAGGGGAACCCUAUUGUGCUGUACUGUGAGCUGUCAGACCCUGCGGCCCCAGUGCACUGGUACAAGAAUGGGGUGGAGCUACAAACAACCGAGGGCCUUCACAUCCAAUCAGAAGGCACAAUGAGGCGGAUUGUCAUCCAAUCGGCAGAGUUUUCACACUCUGGAGUCUAUUGCUGCGACGCCAUCGAUGAUGUCAUCAGAUUCAAUGUGGAAGUAGAAGCCCCGCCUGUGAAGUUCACACCACUCCCAGACGAGAAGAGAGAAAGGGCCAUCCAUACUGGCUCCCGGAUGGAGCUCCAGUGUGAGCUCUCAGACCUUUCAGCCACAGUGCACUGGUACAAGGAUGGCUCCAAGCUCCUGCCUCAGAGCGGAGUAGAGAUGCUCAGUGAUGGCUUGUCUCGGAUGUUGGUAGUCGACGUGGCAGACUUUAUUCACUCUGGGUUAUACAGCUGCAAGACUAAAGGUGAUGCCAUCACGUUCAACGUGGACGUCACAGUGCCACCAGUGAAGUUCUCAGCGAUUCCAGAACAACUAAGGAAUAAGACCAUUGAGGCCGGCUGCCCCAUUGUACUGCAGUGUGUGGUCUCGGACCCAGAGGCCCAGGUCUGCUGGUAUAAGGGUCCAACGCAGCUUCUUUCAAACGCUGAAUUAGAAAUCCAAUCGGAAGGCCACACAAGGUCUUUAGUUAUCCAGUUCGCCGAACCUGGACAUUCUGGUGUUUACAGCUGCGCCUCCGAGGACGAUACCAUGGAGUUUCGAGUGGAGAUCAGAGCUAUACCGGUGAAGUUCUCGACUAGUUUUGAUGUUGAGCAAACCAAGGCGUUUGAAGUGGGUGCGGCAUUUGAACUGGAGUGCGAGGUCACCGAGCCAACCGCUGAGGUGUGCUGGUACAAAGAUGGCCACCAGCUCUGCCCACAAAAUGGCUGGGACAUUAACUCUGACAGCUCCUUUAGGAGGCUCAUUGUCCAAUCAGCUGAGCUAUUUCAUGCGGGGCGGUACAGCUGUGAGACCUCUGAUGACACUAUCCAGUUCACUGUGGAAGUCAAAGCUCCAAUGUUGCCAUUGUCAUCCUCACCGGAGGUUGAGGAAAGCAAUUUGAUUGAGGUAACCUGUCCCUUGGAACUGCAAGGUCAAUGGUCAGACUCUGCAGUCCCGGUGUUGGGGCCGCAGGACGAAGAGCAGGACCAAACAAGCCAACCUGGCUUUGAAACUGGAGGCUUCGAGCAGACCCUCGUAAUCGAACCGACCCACUCUUCCAAAUCUGGAGCCUACUAUUGUGCAACAGAAGACGAUGUUGCCAAGUUAAUUGUUCAAAACGAAGCUCUGCCUGUGACAUGUCCACCUGGUUCUGCAGUUGAGAAGACCAAACCUAUUGAAGCACAGAGCCCCAUCGUUCGGCAGUUCGAGAUCUCAGACCCAGUUGCCAAAGCCUGUUGGUACAAGGAUGGAACACAGAUCUACCCACAAAACAACAGCCAAUCAGAAACUGCCAAACAGACUAUGUUCCUCCCUUCAGAUGGCUUAUCCUGUGAGAAGAAGUCUGGCUGUGAGAGAAAAGCAGAAGUGCAGUUUAAUGUGGACAAAAAAGCAUAUCAGUGUCACUCUGGUGACGACAGUGUUGCAGUAUCUGAUGAGUCUCACGAAAGCACUAUGGACACAAAAGCUAUACCUCCCAGACACUCGCCGGACCAAGCUACAGAGCCAAGGAAGUCCAUUGAAGUGGCUAACUCAACAGAAGACGAAACCAUCUUGCAGAAGCCAAACUCUUGGGUCUCCCGAAAGAUAGGAGAGCCUUGUAAAUAUAUAAAGCAUUCCGGGCCAACUCCAGCUCUUAAUCCAACAAGUCAAGGUUAUGAUGAGCAGAUUCCAGUAUGUUCAGAAGUGCCUUCCAGCAGCCGACAAGCGACAACUGUUGAUGAUGUGGAUUGCCUUGAAUCAACGUAUGCAGUGAUGGUCGGAUCUGGUGCAAACCAGCACUGUAUACAGACUACAGAAGUCCAAAUUGAGAAUCUCCGACGCAAUACACAGUAUUCACCAGCUCCUCUAGAAAAUGUGACAACUUCAACGCACACAGUGACUGUCCAAGCACAUAAGUAUUGUGCCGCACUGCAAACUGCAACCGUGCAAGCAGAGGAACCCGGCAGUGCCCAAGAGUGUACAGCUUUCAAAUCCCAGGAAAUCUGCAAGUCCUCGAAGAUGAAAAAUAUCCAAUCAAAGAAACUUUGUCGCUCCUCAAAGACAGAAAAGCUCCAAUCAGUAGGGCUGUCUAAAUGCUUCCAGGCUGAAACUAUUCAAUCGGAGGGAGUGUCUCGGGGCUUACAAGCUGAAAAGAGGCAAUCACAUGGACUUUCUAGUUGCUUACAAGCUGAAACUAUCCAAUCAGUGGGACUGUCUCAGUGCUUAGCAGCAGAAACUAUCCAAUCACAGGGACUGUCUAGUUGCUUACAGGUUGAAACUGUUGAAUCAGUGGGAGUGUCAAGCUGCUUUGAGACAGAGAGUCACCAACUGGUGGAGCAGUCUAGUUGCUUACAGGCUGAAACGGUUCAAUCUGUGGGACUGUCAAGCUGCUCAAAGACUGAAGGUCACAAAUCAGUGGAGCUGUCUGGUUCCUUACAGACCCAAACUAUCCAAGAAAAGGAAAAUUCCAAACAGAUUGCAACUGUCCUAUCAGAUGGGCUAUCUGGCUGCUUACAGACUAAAACCCUCCAAUUAAAUGACCCAUGUGACUCUAUAAAGUCUGCAACUGUCCAAUCAGAGGAGGUCAGCAACUCAUUCAGCAGCACUGUCCAAUCAGGUGAGCUGCGUAACUCAAGCAAGACCGCUAUUAUAAGCCAAUUGGAUGAGCUUUCUGACUCUUUACAGUCUGUCACUGCCCAAUCAGUGGACCUCUGGGACUCCUCACAGUCUGUCAAGGCACAGUCAAAGGAGCUCGGUAACAUCCGUCAGAUGGCAACCGUCCUAUCGGUGAAGCUCUUUGACUCCUCCCAGCCAAAUAUUUUACAAACGGUGGGAGCUGGUAUCAACAUCUCAGAGAAUGGCUCUCUGCAAAUAGGAGUGCUUCGUAGUUCACCUGAGGUCAUAUCCCUUCAACCUCAGGUCAUACACAGCCCUCUGAAGGCAAUGACUGUGAUGCCAGGGAAGGAAUUUGACCUGCUGCACUCCACAACCAUUCAAUCCAAAGACGUAUUGCAUAACACAAGAGAAGCUGUACCAAUUCCAAUGGAAGAGUCAUAUUACAACAUGCAAUUGACAGCAAUCCAAACAGGGGGAAACACCCUGGAGACAGAAGGAGAUGCAUUACAUUGCUUAGUUUACUCAAAGCAAAGAGCUAAUGUGUAUUCAUUAGAAUCUUAUAAGGCUAAGCCAGUAUCUGCCCUCCAAUCAGAAGAGGUCUAUCUGUCAAGGGCAUGUGACAGUCAGUGGGAUGAUGAUGGUGAUGAUGACAUUGCGCUUAAAGUGGAUGUCGAAGCCCCUCCGGUGAGAAUCAAAGCGGCAGUUUGUGAGACUGAGAGGAACCAGUCAUGUGAGGUAUCGGAUCCUUGCGCAGGAGUGUCUUGGUACAAGGAUGGGCUAAAGCUGCUUGACCUGAAUGGGCAGGCGAUGGGUGGUUCGGAGGGUUCUGUACGAAGUCUCUCUGUUGAAUCAGCGCUCCCGUACCACGCAGCUCCUCCUGUGAAGUUUUCAGCCAUGUCUGAAGCUGAUCAGACACAAACAGUCAUGGUGGGCUGUCCCAUUGCUCUACUCUGUGAGCUCUCUGACCCCACUGGGCAAGUUCACUGGUCCAAAGAUGGAGCAAAACUUAUACCUCCAUCUGGAGUUGACAUCCAGUCGGAUGGAAAUAUCAGGAAACUGACGAUCCAGUCGGCCCAGAGGUCUCAUUCUGGAGUGUACCAAUGUGAGACUAAGGAUGAUGCCAUCCAGUUCAGCGUGGACGUGAAAGCUCUGCCUUUGAAGUUCUGUGAACUUCCAGAGGACGAGAGAAGCAAGUCAGUGAAAGAGGGUUCACCUCUGGUUCUUCGAUGUGAGCUCUGUCAGGACACAACAGCUGAGGUCUUCUGGUCCAGGGAUGGAACCCAGCUGCUCCCGGGUGACAUAGACAUACAGUCAGAUGGCCUAGUGAAGAAAUUGUGCAUCCAUUCUGUGGAUAGAACCCAUGCUGGCGUCUACCAAUGUUCAACGGCAGGUGACUCAAUCACCUUCACGGUGGAAAUCAAAGGCUGCUCACAGAGAAUCAAGCCAAUCCCGAUGUCAGAAAAAUUCAAGGCCCUUUCGGUCGGCUCUCCUGUAGUGCUCCAGUGUGAGCUUCAAGACCCAGUUGCCCAGGUCUCAUGGUGCAAAGAUGGCGUGGAGCUUUAUUCGAAAACGGGUCUCGAUAUGAAAAGAAAUGGCCACGUCCGGAAGCUAGUGAUUAAUUCCGCUAAGGCCUCUGACUCUGGCCUCUACAGCUGUUGUCUUUCACUCGAUGUUGUGACAUUCCAAGUGGAGGUCCAAGACCCCGCAGCUGAGGUCAAUAGGUACAAAGAUGUCGUUCAGCCACUUCCUCUGAGUAACUUCGACGUCCAAUCAAAUGAUGAGUUGAGAUCAAUGAACAUCCAAUCAGCAGAAGCCAGACACAGGGGCCUUUACAGCUGUGAAGCGAUGAACGAUAUCCAUAUAGAAUCCAAGGUGGAUGUUGCAGCUCCCGUCUGGUCGUCAAUGGCCCCAGAGGUUGGGAGAUGCCUCGCGGUAGCAGAGCCCAUCUCCCAGCAGAGAGAGACAGCACAUCUCAAAAGCCGUGCCCACUUGUCCAAUGAGGACAGAGUGAAUCCCCUGCCAAAGUGUGUGACUAUCAGCCAAUCAGAGGACAGAAAGAGGACAGUGGUUACGCAACCGGCCACCAGCGUGGGUUCAUUCUCCGGGGUGUGCAAUCUUAAAACAGAUGAUGUUUCAGAUUUCAACGAUUGCUAUGUGGAGGUGAAAGUGCAUCCGGUAACUUUCGUAAACAGCCCCGAGGAGGAGCGUUUCAAAAGCGUUGUGGAGCAGGACCAGCUGGUUCUAGCAUGCGAGGUGUCACAGGCGGACGCCCCGGUCCAGUGGUACAUGGAUGGAGUAGAACUCCAAGCGUGUGACAACGUUACAAUGAGAUCAGCUGACACAGCCAGAACUCUGAGUAUCCGUAGCGCCCGGCUGUCGGACACGGGGACGUACACGUGCAGAGCUGGAGACAGCGCUUUAAUCUUCAAGGUUAACAUACGAGAGCCCCCGGUGACGAUAGUUUACCCCAAAGAAGACGUCCAUCUAGACCGCCAUGUGCCAGAGGAAAUCAUACUUAGCUGUGAGCUGUCGCGCCCAAACGGUGUGGUUAACUGGUACAAGGACGGCCAGAAGUUGCAGGAGAGUGAAAACAUCAAGCUCAAAGUGGAAGGCCCCUACCGAAGACUUAAGCUCAUUUGCAGUAGAGUUGAGGACUCUGGGGAGUAUGUCUGUGACACAGCAGACGAUUCCAUAUUCUUUCACCUUAAAAUCACAGAACCGCCCGUUCGCAUCGUGUCUCCCAGCCAGUCCCAGAUGGAGCUGUGCCAGCAGACGUCCGAGAGGAUGGUGCUGAGCUGCGAGAUAUCGCGGGCCAACGCGUUGGUGCGCUGGUACCGAGAUGGGCUGGAGGUGGAGGAGAACAAGAACCUGAUCCUGGAGGUGGACGGCAUCUACCGCAGACUCAUCAUCCCCGAGACCAGCGUCCAGGACUCAGCAGAGUAUGUAUGCGACACGGCGGAUGACUCGGUCACGUUCUUCGUUAACAUAGCAGAGCCCCCCGUUCGCUUCAUGCGUCCGAGGAAGAUGGCGAGCGUUGUGGAGAGAUUCGCCGGCGAGGCGAUGGUGCUGGACUGCGAGGUGUCCCGCGCCAACGCCGAGGUCACCUGGAAGAGGAACGGGGAGGAGGUGGAGGACUCAAGAAAGGUGACCAUCCUGGAGGAUGUGGUUCUGCGCCAGCUCACCGUCCACUGCCUCAGCCUGGAGGACGCUGGCCAGUACGUCUGCGACGCAAAGGACGACGUCAUGGACUUCCAAGUCAAGGUCAAAGAGCUUCCUGUUAGAAUCCUGGGAAAGACAGACGCAACCGCUGAGAAGAAGUUCCUGGUGUCCGACGACAUCAUCUUGGUGUGCGAGCUGUCGCGGGCCAACGCGUCCGUCAGCUGGUACAAGGACAGCGUGCUGAUUGACAACGACACACGCGUCUGCUGCGAGGAGCAAGGAGCAUUCCGGUCGCUGGUGGUGCUCAGUGCCGAGCUGGAGGACUCUGGAGAGUAUAGCUGUGAUGCCGGAGACGACAAGAUGUUGUUUUGCAUCACCGUCAAAGAGCCCCCUGUGCAGAUCAUUGGGAACUCCGGAACGCCAGAGCAGCACAUUCUUGUGGCCGGAGAUGACCUUAUCUUGGAGUGCGAGGUCUCGCGCCCCAACUGCCCUGUCCAGUGGCUGUGGAACAGCAAACUGUUGAAAUCUGAGGACCGUAUCAAAAUCGACAGCUGUGACGUUGUACGCAGACUGGUUCUCUCUGGGCUCCAACCCUCUGACUCGGGGAAAUACAUCUGCGACGCCAUAGACGACAAAAUGAUCACGUUGGUCGAAGUCCAGCAGCCACCAGUCAAGUUUGUGAACAAGCAGCCAAACAACAACAUCUCUGCCUGUGAAAACGAGUGUGUCUCGCUGUGUGCCAUUGUGAGCCAAGAAAGAGCUAAUGUGCGGUGGCUGAAAGAUGGCCGCCUGCUAAACGAAGACAACGUUCAUAUUUCCAUUGACGGCGCCAACCACAAUCUCACCAUUAACCCCCUGAAGCUCAGCAACGCUGGAGUGUACGUCUGCGAUGCGAACACCGAUGAGAUGAGUUUCACUGUCAUUGUUAAAGAGAUUAAGGCAACAUUUAGCCUUCCUCUGGAGAACAUAACAGGACUAAAGGGCAGCAUGCUUACGUUACGAUGUGAGCUCAGCAAGCCUAAAGGAGAUGUCCAGUGGCUUAAGAACGGCCAGGAGAUCUCCCCAAGCCGCCGACACACAAUAAGGGCACAGGGGCGCGAGAGAAGCUUCGCCAUCCAUCAGCUGGCAGAUGAGGAUGCUGGGGAGUACACCUGCGAGUCCACCGAUGACAGGACCUCCACCGUCGUCACCGUAGAAACCCCUCGUACUGUGGAGUUCAUCGCCGAGCUCCACAACAUCACGGUGCGCGAGGGCGAGGACGCCACCUUCAAGUGUGUGGUCUCGCCCGAGGACACCCACCUGACGUGGUGCCUCAACGGCGAGCGGGUCCACCAGGACGACAGGUUGACCGUCAUAAGCAACGGUCUCUGUCACACCUUCUGCAUCAAGAAGUGCAGAGUAUCAGACAGCGCCAGGGUGACCGCCGAUGCAGAGGGGCUGGCGGUGUCCCAGGCCAACCUCCAGGUUCAAGAGCAACAGGUGCUCUUCACCAAAAGCAUGGCGCCUCUCACUGCCGAGGAGUUUGGCGAGGCGACGCUGGAGGUGGAAGUGAGCCUGGACUCCGGGGAGGUGCAGUGGAUGAGGCAGGGGGUGCUGCUGCACCCUGGGGCCAAGUACAGCCUGAAACGGAAGGGGCGCAAGCACACCCUUACGGUCCACAAGCUGGCUGUCGCCGACCGGGGCAUCUACAGCUGCGAGUCACUCCACGAUCGCACGCAAGCCCAGCUCACUGUGGAGCCGAGAAAAGUCACCAUCAAUACGGGUUUAAAGGACAUCUGGACCACCGAGAGAGAGACGGCCUCGUUUGAGGUGGUUCUGUCCCACGCCGACGUCCCCGGCUCAUGGCUGAGGAACGGCGUCCAGCUGAAGCCCACCAAACACUGGCGCAUCAGCACCAAAGGUCACGUCCACAGCCUGACAGUGUCCAACCUGGCCGUUGAGGACACCGGCAGCUUCUCCUUCUGCGUGGAGAACCUCAGGACCUCCGCGAGGCUCGUCGUCAGGGAACCACCGGUGACGUUCCUCAGACAUCUGGAGGACCAGAAGUUUCCAGAAGGUUCAGUGGUGUCGAUUGAAUGUGAACUGUCGCGACACAACGUGGACGUUCGGUGGAUGAAGAAUGGAGCAGAGGUAAAGCCAGGGAAGGACCAGCGUAUCUUUGCAAUGGGGAGAAAACGUUUCCUGCAGAUCAUGAAAGGUGUUGUGGGUGAUUCUGCCCAGUACACAUGUGACGCAGCGGACACCUCUACUUCCUGCACAAUCGAAAUCUAUGAGCGAGAGGUGCUGGUGGUGCAGGGACUACAGGACCAGGACAUCCAGGAGGACCAGAACGCUGUGUUUGUGUGCGAUCUUUCGGUGGAGGACGUCCCAGGGGAGUGGUACAGAAACGGGGACAGGAUCCAACCCACCAGCAGCAUAAAGAUACGUCAGGAAGGGACCAAACAUUUCCUGCUGAUGGUGAACGUGCGAGGAGAGGACUCUGGAGAGAUCAAGUUUGUGGCCAGACACGUUGAAUCUGUGGCCUCCCUGAAGGUGGAAGAGCUCCCGGUGAACAUCGUGAACCCCCUGCAGGACCAGACGGUGGUGGAGCGCAGCCGCGUGCUGCUGGACUGCACCGUGUCCAACCCGCGCUGCAGCAUCCGCUGGUACAAGGGCCCCACGGUCAUCCUGCCCUCGGAGCGCUUCGAGAUCUGCAGCGAGGGCUGCUACCGCAAGCUCAUCAUCCAGCCGGUGGAGCUGCGGGACCAGGGCACCUACAGCGUGCAGGUGGGCGAGUACAGCUGCUCCGCCCACCUCACCGUCGAGGCCCAGUCCGUAGUGAUGGUGAGGCCCCUGGAAGACGUGGAGGUGGGGGCCCCUGGUGACGCCUGCUUCCAGUGUGAGAUCUCCCAUCCGGUGCUGCGGGCCCCGGUGUGGAGCCUGAGGGGGGAGCAGCUGCAGCCCAGCGCCACCGUGUUCCUGGAGAAGAUGGGCCCCAUCCACAGACUGACCCUCAGGGAGACAGCCCCCGACAUGAGCGGGGAGGUGGGCUUCACGCUGGGCCCCGCCUGCAGCACCGCCAAGCUCACCGUGCGGCAGGUGAUCCCUGAUUGACAGGGUGUCAUCGCCCAGCUAUAGGAUUAACUUACAGUGCACUGGUUGUUUUGACCUGACAAUAGUCAAGAGAUGUAAACAAACUAAAAAGCAAAUGCAUGCACUCAUACACUAUACUGUAAGGUGCCUUGGUUACAAAAUGGAUUAUAUUAUAUUAUUAUUGAAAGCUGACUUGAUGGUGUUGAAUAAUGUUGUGAGCGGUGAGGUAUCCCAUAUGUGAAAAGUCAUAAUUUUUUUUAGCUGCAAGCCAUGGCCUAACAACACAUAUCAACUUUUUAUAAUAGUCGUGAUUUUUCAAACCUCCAUGAAAG